This is a messenger RNA of Xyrauchen texanus (razorback sucker), 3462 nucleotides long. RefSeq lists its product as uncharacterized. The coding region runs from base 72 to 2729 and encodes 885 amino acids. Gene Ontology annotation, molecular function: protein binding. NCBI's taxonomy places the organism in Eukaryota, Metazoa, Chordata, Actinopteri, Cypriniformes, Catostomidae. Gene Ontology annotation, cellular component: plasma membrane. The record is from RefSeq and is a predicted model, not a curated record. The transcript is spliced from 5 exons.
AAGUAUUCAGUGUAUAGAGAUGGUCAUUAGUUUAGGAACCUUGAAGACAUAGAUAUUUGAUAUUUUUCAGUAUGCAUGCUCUACAUAUAUCUGUUGUGCUCCAGUGCAUACAUGUGGCAUGGUGUCAGUCCUGUAUAUAUACGUACACUGACUAUGUUUGCAAGGAGAUACCGAGAGACUAUCCUGCUGGCUUGACCUCUGUGAUCCUCUUUGUGAGUUCUUUAGGAGAAAUCAACUUGUCCAUGUUUAACAGCACAAAUCUGACCUCUGUGACCAGUCUAACUAUGACACAAACUGGGGUCACAGCAGUGAGCCCACAAACAUUUGAUAAGUUCCAAAACCUCAAAACUCUCAUUCUGGACAAUAAUGAUCUUUCCCAAGUUUCGUCAGACUGGUUCAGCCCUCAUGGUGCCCUUGAGACCCUCAGGUUGUCAAAUAAUAAAAUAACUACAUUAGAUCAUAAUUCUUUUUCUGGACUAUCAAACCUGCUCACUCUUAACAUGUCUCAGAACCACAUUAACGCAAUAACCCCGAGCAGUUUUUUCAGUCUCAGUAAACUUAGGCAGUUAGACCUGUCCAACAAUAACCUGAGGCAUCUGAGUGUGGAUGUGUUUAGUUUGUUUAAUGCCACGAAGAUUCAUUUGGAUGGAAACCCCUGGGACUGCUCCUGCUCUGUAAAGGACUUUGCAAAAUAUCUGAGAGGUCUGCAGAAUGCCUCUCUGCUGGAGAAUGCAAUUCAGGUACGCUGCAGUGUCCCUCCUGAGUUGAGAGGUUUGCCAGUGUGGCAAGUACAAGAGUGUAAAAUCCUAACAACCACGAGCCCUACCACUGCAAGCCCAACUACCAAGACCCCUGCCACAGAGAGCCGUCCAACUAAGAGCCCUGGCACUGUGAGUUCUGCCACCGAAGGUCAUGGCAGUAUAAUGAAAACCAAACCUAUUCAACUCCCCACUUUAAUCAUUUUAAUUGUGGUACUGUGUGCCCUGGUACUUGUCAUUUGUGUCCUUUCAGUACUGUAUCAUAGGAAACGAGAGAGAAGACAUCUACAGACUGUAAAACCUUCUCUGGAGAUGACAGAGGGCAUGAGGACCAGGGAAAUGAUGGAAAAGAACAACAGAGAAGAAAACAGAAAAGGAAAAUCUGAAAUCCCUGUUAAAACAAAGGUGUUACUGAAGACAGGCCAGACAUUGGUUGGAGAAGAGAAGAUAUCGCAGAUCUACCAUAUUUAUUCUUCAGGAAUAUAUCAAAGCAGAGAACCAAUUCAACGGGUCAGGUCAGCAGGACCAGUUCUCUGCAGGACAGGUUUAUUUGCUAAACAGAUGGAAACAGAAGUGUAUGUUGAAGCUGUGAGCAAUGAUGAGUAUUACAAUGGAUGCAUGACAUCAGAUAAACUUAAGGAAAAUAAGAAUGCAAAUACUGAGGAAGUGUGCAAGGAAAUGGUGCUCCAUGAGGAUGGAGAAAAGAGAGCAGUAGAGGAGAUUGAGGAGAAUGAUAGAAUAAAUGAUGAAUUGAGUAACUCCACAGACACACAGGAGUUGUGGGAAGAUGGGCUCACAAAUAAAAAUGAAGGGACUGAUGAGAGUGCUGAAGCUGGAACAAGCAUAACCCAAGAAGUUCCUCAACGAGGUGUGGAGAAUGACAUGUCUACCUUUGGGGAACACUUCAAUGAUGAUAUGGCUACUGGUGCAGGAAGAAGUCAAGCUGUUUUGCAGGCAAAAUAUGACAUUUCCCUGUCUGUGGAGGGUGCUGAGAACUUGCCUUACCUCACCAUCGGUGCUGACCCCGAAAACCAGACAUCUGUGGUGGAACAGAGCAGUGCUGAAGUUAGAACCAAAUCUGGACUUUUAAGGCCCAUUCGACGUGUACUGACCUGGCCUCCAACUGCGGUCCAAUGGAAGAAGCAAUGGGCUCAAAAUCAACAAACUGUCGCUAUCUUCCCCCAAGUAAUAUUUGUCACUGAAUGCAGGCAUGCCAUCAGAUCAUUUCAGCCCAAUAAUUCUCCUACAACCUUCCCAACAGGUCCACAGUUCAUUGCAUUUGAGUCUUUGCCAGAAAACUCAUCCCCUAGAGACGAUGUCAGAGUUGCUAUUGAUGAGGAAUCUUACAGAGCAGGUCUUGAGUCAUCCCUUCGUAAAAAAGUUCUGGAUUUCAGUGCACAAGAAUCCUCGUCUGAUAAUAUAUCACCAAGGGAGAAUGCUAGACUUCUUACGAAUGGGGAAAUGUGGAGAUUGGGCCAUGAGUCGACCAUCAUGUCUGACUUUCAAGAGUUUUCUACCAAGAACUCACCUAUUGACAAAAGUGAGGUCUGCUCGAAAUUGUUCAGUGUUAAUCAUUCAUCAUCUGGUGGAAGCAAGUCAAGAGCUGAUGUUAGCAAGGAGAUAAACAGAAAAGAUAAUGUGGGGAAAAUGCAAAGCAUGAAAAAAACAAGACAGCAAGUUCACAAAAGUAAGCAAAUUGCAUCAGAAUUGCAAAAGGAGUCCAGGAGAGCGGAGAAGGCAGCAAAGAGAGUUCCUAAGGAUGGGCAACAGGGUCAGGUGUUUAAUGACUCAGACUCAAGAGGUCCCCCUUCUGGAGGUUCUCCAAACGAUGACAGUCUGUUGCUGGGGAAUGAAUACACUUACAUAGACCUUCUACAUGAGGUGGUGGAGAAUCAUGGACGCUGGACCCGAGGGAGGUGGAAACAAACACAAAUAAAUAAGCACAAACUCAAACAACAAGGACGUCCUUAGGUGGUAGUAGCAAUAGGUUAACAAAAAAAGAGAUGUGGGUUUUUUUCCCAAUUUAAUUUGACAUAUAGUCUUUUCUCAAUCAGUUUUCAGAUCUGUUGGCAAAAAACAUUAAAUAAUGAAACAUAUUAUUGAAUUAUUUGAUUUGGUAUGUAGGUACCAAACCUAAGGUAUGGCAUGAGCAGGGUUUCUUCUAAAUAAAGCUGUUGCAUUUUUGUUUCAGUAAAACUUUCAAAUGAAAUUAUGAUACCUCACAUGGUAGUUUCAUUUAGAUUUUUAGGAAGGUGGUAUGAUUAACCAGUACCUAUUAAGCAACAGUUUCCAUAUUUUGAACAAGAAACAUUCUAGCAUGUUCUUAAUUAUAGCUACAAUGCCCAUAAUAAACCCAUGACCUGUAACUUUAAUGCUAAGAUUAAUUCAUUGCAUUGUUUGAUCUCCACUUGCAAACCCCCAAAAGUGGGUGCACACCCUUCAGAUGUCAUUGAACUAGACUGUAAAGAAACAUACAAAGAAUUAUAAUUCAUAUUAUAAAAUUAUUCUACAUACAGGUAAAUACUGGUAAUAUUAUAUUAGCAAUAUUUGUAACCUAAGCUAUGUACUUAUAAGUAACUAACUUCAGUAACUGUAAUCGGAUUACAAUAAUUUAAAAUGUAAUGCCUUAUACUAUUUUUUUUUACUUUAAAAGUAAUGACAUAAAAUGAAUUUAUUAAUUUGUAAUCAGAUUACACCCAACACU